UCUACACUUGAUUAGUCAAUUGUCAGAAGUUUUCCUCAACUGCUGUCGCACAUUACGUUAACUAUACGGUGCGCGCUGUAAAUUUGAUCGGUGACUGGUCGAGAACAUAAAAUAUCUGUACAAAAAUUUUACAAAAAUGCAGCCCGUCAAAGUAAUAUUCUCGAAUGUUGCACGGCGCACUUUCUCUACCUCUCCGAAGACCCUUGCGGCGAAGCAGUUGACCGUGCGAGAAGCUUUAAAUUCUGCUUUGGAUGAAGAAAUGGCACGCGACGACCGUGUGUUUCUGAUGGGUGAAGAGGUCGCCCAAUAUGAUGGCGCCUAUAAAGUAUCGCGUGGGCUCUGGAAAAAAUAUGGUGAUCAUCGAGUAGUGGAUACUCCCAUUACAGAGAUGGGUUUCGCCGGUAUUGCUGUCGGCGCUGCUAUGGCUGGUUUGCGACCAAUUUGCGAGUUUAUGACAUUUAACUUCUCAAUGCAAGCUAUUGAUCACGUUGUCAAUUCAGCAGCCAAGACUUUCUACAUGUCUGCCGGUGCGGUCAACGUGCCGAUAGUUUUCCGUGGUCCCAAUGGAGCUGCCGCUGGUGUUGCAGCUCAACAUUCUCAGUGUUUCGCAGCUUGGUAUGCGCACUGCCCCGGCUUGAAGGUCAUAUCGCCUUAUGACAGUGAGGAUGCACGCGGUUUGCUCAAGGCUUCUAUUCGCGAUCCUGAUCCAGUGGUGUGUCUGGAAAAUGAAAUGUUGUAUGGUGUUGCAUUCCCAGUGGAGGAUAAAGUGUUGGACAAGGAUUUCGUAUUGCCCAUUGGCAAGGCAAAAAUAAUGAAGCCCGGCAAUCACAUCACUCUAGUGGCACACUCCAGAGCUGUGGAAACCUCGCUGUUAGCUGCCGCCGAAUUGGCUAAAAAGGGUAUUGAAGCUGAAGUUAUCAAUUUACGUUCGAUUCGCCCACUGGACAUGGACACCAUUUGCAAGUCCGUUAAAAAGACACAUCAUCUUGUAACCGUGGAACAGGGCUGGCCACAACAUGGUGUCGGCGCUGAAAUUUGUGCUCGUAUCAUGGAGGACGAAACCUUCUUCCACUUGGAUGCACCUGUUUGGCGUGUGUGCGGCGUCGAUGUUCCCAUGCCUUACACCAAGACCCUCGAAGCUAAUGCAUUGCCACAGGCCCAAAAUAUUGUCGAAGCUGUAACCAAAAUUAUUGGACCCAAAAAGUAGAGAAUUUUUCACCAUCUAAAUCUCACCUUAGUAAAAUUUAAAUUGCUUUAGCAGAAAAAUUGUUCGCAAGCAAUUUCACACAGAACUUGAUUGUUUAUGAUGAAAAGAUUGAACAUCACACUUAUACAUACAUACACGAAGUCUUAAGAUUAAAAGCCGACAAACUAUUUUAUUUUGAAACACUUACUGUCAGACAGAAGCCACAGACCUAAAGUAGUCAUAUAUACAAAAAAAAUCGAAUCAUACAAUCGAAAAUCAGACUAUAAGUCAGAGAAUUAAAAUAUAUUUUUAAUUAACCGGCGAAACAAACUUAAUCGGAAAUAGGAAUAGGGUUUAGUGCAUUUCACCUUACGGCCGGCUAUGCAUGUUUACGAUAACGUACAACAGCUGUGCUAAAUUUCUGCCAUAAUAUAUUUUUAAUGUGACAAUGGUACGUGGAUCUAUGCACACGUAAAUUGUGAUUAUAAUUUAAAAUAUCUUUUAGUUAAAAUUUUUAAAUUAAUUUCAAUUUUAGAAUAUUACAAGAACAGCGGUUAAAAUAAAGGCUAUAUGAGGACUAAGUUCGGGAAAUAUA
This is a messenger RNA of Anastrepha ludens (Mexican fruit fly), 1781 nucleotides long. RefSeq names its product pyruvate dehydrogenase E1 component subunit beta, mitochondrial (gene Pdhb). Gene Ontology annotation, biological process: pyruvate decarboxylation to acetyl-CoA. Bases 137 to 1207 code for a protein of 356 amino acids. The record is from RefSeq and is a predicted model, not a curated record. Lineage: Eukaryota; Metazoa; Arthropoda; Insecta; Diptera; Tephritidae. Gene Ontology annotation, molecular function: pyruvate dehydrogenase (acetyl-transferring) activity. The transcript is spliced from 6 exons.